UGUAAGUAUUGGAGACGUUGCCUGUAAUUCGCAAGUGAUCUGAGGUCUACCGACCAAAUUCCUAUAUAUAUAUAUAUAUAAUAUAUAUAUAUAUAUAUAUAUAUAUAUAUAUAUAUAUAUAUAUAUAUAUAAUAUAUUAUUAUUUUACCAAUGCAAUUAUGCCAGUGAAGGAAAAGCAACCGGGUCUUGGGAAAAUUAUUAAUCUGUUAAACAACUUUGUCCUAAUGUCUAUUGUUGUCUCCUGGGAUGGUGUAAUGGCACAGAGCGUUCCAGGCCUGGUUAAGUUUUCACUGGGUCGGUUUCAGAACUUGUCCGUGACACGGAAUUUUCCUGUGUUAACCAGAAUCCCAGGAGACAUCACCCACAUCAUCUUCCAGUUUCACAGUCAGUACCGCAAUGUAACCGUCUCCUAUGAUCAGGCCCCUACUCCCAACACAUCCCUGACAGCCCACGAUGCAGGACUGGUUUCCACUCUUCGUCUUCAGCAGAGCUCAUUGCAGUGGUACAUGGAGUCUCCUGAAGGCAAACCUGUUUCAGGCAUGGCAGUCAUUCUGCCCUACAAAGCGAGAGAUCCAGUUCCUGGAAGCUGUAACCUGGAGUAUAACCUUGAUAUAGAGCCCAAUAUUUAUCUGCACUAUAAUCUGUUUGAAACAGUCAUUCGGUUUGCACCAGCAAAUAUAGGAUAUGCGAGGGGACAGCCUGCCCCAUCCUGCGCCGUCAGCAGUGGGCAGUCGUCCAGAAGGCGACUCAAGUAUGAUAUCUAUCAAUACUUCCUUCCUGAGAACAACCUCUCUGAACAGAUCUUCAUAGGACACAUUCAGAAAAUGGCAGACAUACACGAGGUGGCAGCCAAUGGGAAAAAACUGAUGACCUUGAGUUCAGAUGACCAGCCCAUGGUGUCCUUCAGCUCUCUUCCUGGUCAGGGUGUGAUCUAUUCCAUCAUAGUGAGGGAUCCUCUGUUUAAUACCUCUGCCUCUUAUGUGCCUGUUCACACCUAUGCCUGCAGCUUUACCUCCACGCUGGAUAACUGCUACACUCUAGGAAAGAUUUCUACAAAGGUUUUCUUUACCAUAGCUGGAAUGGCUGGCCUUUUCAUUUGCUUCUUUGGGCACAGGUUCUUCAAAUCUGAACUCUUUUGUAUGGGUUUUAUCUUCACUGCAUUCCUGUUCUUCAUGCUUAUCACAGAAACAACCCGCCUAAGCUAUGACAUGAGGCUCUCCCUGACUGCAUUGAUGGGGGUGGUGGGUGGAGUGCUGUUGGUGCUCUGCUGGUGGAGACUCGGCUCUCCUUUCCUUUCCAUUUUGAUAGUUGGCCUUAUACUGGGGUUCCUCUUUUCUUCCAUCAUCUUCUUCACCCCAAUAGGAGAUUUUGAAGUCUUCCGCAGUGAUGUGGUUUUCUGGUUGACCUUCACUGGCAUUGCUGUAGUCGUCCCUUUAAUAUGUGUCAGGUUCCCUAGAGAGGGAAACAUAACAGCAUGUGGAGUUGUUGGAGGAUAUACAGUGAUUUUAGCUGUGGGUAGUUACACUUACACCAGCCUUACCUACAUAACAUUAGACAUCCUGAAGCGAGCUCUGAACAACAACUUCAGCAAAGCCUUCACAAACGUCCCUUUUCAAAGAAUUGAUUUCAUUAUGUGUACUGUGUGGGCUGUCCUGACUGUCAGCGGAAUGGUCCUGCAGCUCUAUAGAGAGAGGACCAGGCCAGUCUUUCCUCCGAGCCCCUACAUGAUGUGGAAACAAGAGAGGGAGCGUCGGAAAACCAACAUCCUGGACCCCAGUUACCAUGUCCCUCCACUGCGAAUGCGCUUGAAAAGCAGAGUGGAGGAGAUGUUUCGAAGGGAAGAGCCUGCUGGAGAGAGAACACCGCUGCUUUUAUGACAUGUUCUGAUGACAUAUUAGUGAACAUAAAAAAAAAAAACUGCAAUGAAUAGAGGAUUCCACAAGGUGGUGCUUUCAACUCUUCUUGUGACUUGCUGGGAAGACAGUUGAACACAGCUGCCCCUGCCUGUUUCCCAUCUUCCUGGUUUCUAUGGUUACCUGCAGGUAGAAAAUGGGGUAGUGGAAUUUAAACUUAAAACAUGAUCCAGAUGAUCAAACCAACCACACCAGCUACUUAAAAAAAGCCUACUGUAUUCUUAGUCCAAAAACACAACAAAAUCAAGCAGAAGAGGGAGUGAAUAUUUCUAUGGGGCAGGUGGAAUAGGUGGGUGCUAGUACCAACGUUGCUAGAUGAGGAAUGAUAGAAUCCAGCCAUUAAACAUGGGCCACUUGUAUUUGAGUGCAAGGAAAUGAGCGCUUUUGAAUCUUCAGUAGUGUCACACACUGGAGAGAGUAGCUGUUGGAAGUAUUUUAGAUCACAUGUCUACUCAAUCCCAUGGCUAGAGCCAGGACGCUUGUUAAAGCCAGGCUAUUAUGGCUGCAGAUAAAAUCUGUGUUGUGCAGGGUCCUAAAAUGAAUCCCAGUAUAUUCAAAAUUAAUUAAAUAACCAGAAAACCCCCAUGUGUUUUAUAGUUAAGCCCAAGUAGCUCAUAGUAUCCAUUUGUAUUGUAAUGCUUUACAUUGUACCUCCAAGUAUGUUCUUAUGAAAAACCUAGCACAACUGUUUAGUAAAUAUAUCACUUAAUAGCAAAUAAUUAGACAUUUAUAUACAUUGUUUGUAAAAUUUGUAUCAAGUUAAGGUCUAAAACUGCAUAUCAUUACUUAACAUUAUCAAGUAUUUAAAAUAAUGUGCCUUUUACAAAAAAAAAAGUGCAUUUUAUUAUUUUCAAAGUAGUGUGUUCGUGACACGGGUUCCAAAAUGAUACUUGUAAUUCUGUCAUGCACUGACGUUGACAUUUCUUUUACUCUUGUCUAAAAUUGAUUUUGUUUUUACAGUGAAGUUUUUACAGUUUUACAGUGAAAAAUAUAGAAAUAACCACACAUUCAAGUUCACAUAAGUUAAGACACUAUAAAGUGCUGCGUAACUUUUUAUGCUGCUAGUUUUUCACAGUGGUUUGAAGACACUUUAACUUGUAUCCUUGACUGUCUAGGUCUUUUGUUAAGGUGGCAGUAGUAAUCUUUUUAAAUAAACAGCAACAAACGUAUCAACUUAUUGGUUCCCUGGGCUACUGCUUUGGGGAUUAUUCCUGUUGCAGACAGAAAUACCUGAAUGACAAUUGCAGUAUGAACACAUGCACUAAUCUUUAAGCAAGAUAUUUACUCAUCCUUGUUACUUAUUACAGAGAAAUUAAACUGGCAUGUAAGGUUAACAAUGCAGAGAUUGUGGAAUGGAAAAUUGUGAGUAAAUCUCUUGGAACAGUUUAUAGCAUGUGUUUUGUCAAAGCAUUUUGUAUAUUAAAAGUUGACAUAAAAUUCUGAACAGAUUCAGUCACAGUGUGUCAUUGUUAAUGCCAUUAACUAUUUUCUACACCAGGAACGUUACUGGUGUAAAAAGAUUUGUGUGCACUGUUUAAAGAAUAAAUGAGAAGUGUGCCAAUUGUAGACUCAAGCCACUUUUGUGAUACCUAAUGAGUAAGUUGCUCAAAUAAGUUUACUUUUCUAUUUUUGUCUUGUUUUGUUUUUUACUACCCCCUGCCUUUUUAUGAAGGGGGGGGGGUGUUAUUUAACAACGAAAAGCCUACUGUGGGGUGGCAAAUUUAACAAAAGAACUGAAAAGUACUUUCUUACUGGUGUUUUGCAGUUUUACUAACAUGUAUGCAUAUGAACUGGUAAAAAUAUUAAAUGCUAAAAUAAAAGCAGCUGUCUCAGUUCUUUCAUGGAGGAUUGGGUAUAUUCAAAUAGAUCUGAAGCUCAGCAGAUUUCAAUGCAGUGUUUUAUUUAAUUAUGUCAGCAGUGGUGAUAUUUAAAUAAAACCACUGAUACAGAAACCUGGAAUUUAGUAAGGAGGACUAAAUAGUGGCAAGUGGGUCCUUGGCAUUGCAUAAAUAAAAUAUUUUCCUUGUAUUCAUAUUUCUUCAUAUGGUGACCAAUCUGCUUCCUGCUAAACCCAAAAGGUGACAAAUGCCGGGGCCAGUCAAUAACUAUUCAUAUAACAGAACACUGCACUAGCCUGCAUUUUUAUAGAAAGAGGAGAAACAGACUUGAUGGUCUUUCAAUUAAUAUACAGCAUGAGUUGUCUUCCUCGUGCAAGUUCAGAUGUUAUAAUUACAUUUAGAAAUUGACUUAAAUCUGGAAAAAAAACAUUCAUUUCUUAAUGGGUUUUCAUGAACAAAAUGUUUGUUUAUAAAUAUCAAAUAAUUGAAAAAAAUUGUACCAUGCAAUACAUAAAGAAAUGUGUUUGUUUUGGGCUUAUAGGGUUUACCAGCCGUGAAUCCGCCAUCUGAGUGAUCUUUAACUACAGCACUUACAUGGACAAAGCAACAGGCAACACAGCAGGUUUUAAAUGUGGUCACGUGUGAUGCUCAAAAUUAAACUAUGAAAAGACGAAGAUUGAAGAGCAUUAUUAAAUACAGCUGCAUCUUACCAGUGAGAAACAUCUGUAAAUGUAUCCUUCUAAUUGUUAUGUUUUCAAUUUUAAAUGU
Polyodon spathula (Mississippi paddlefish) is the source of this 4519-nucleotide messenger RNA. RefSeq names its product transmembrane 7 superfamily member 3-like. The transcript is spliced from 12 exons. Lineage: Eukaryota; Metazoa; Chordata; Actinopteri; Acipenseriformes; Polyodontidae. The record is from RefSeq and is a predicted model, not a curated record. Bases 159 to 1877 code for a protein of 572 amino acids.